CUUCAUUCAGAUUCAGAAUAUUUCAAAAAUGAAGUCCAGAUUUACAACUAUUGACCUUCGGGCAAUACUUUACGAACUUGGAUCAAAAUUGCUUGGACUUCGUGUUCUUAAUGUCUAUGAUGUAAAUAACAAGACAUACCUGAUUCGACUUGGAGGGACCGACCAGAAAGUGGUCCUGCUAUUUGAGUCUGGCACUCGGAUGCACACCACUUCGUUUGAUUGGCCCAAGAGUCAGAUGCCAUCAAACUUUUCCAUGAAGUUGAGAAAGCACUUGAAAUCUAGACGUUUAGUAGAGAUCAAGCAGCUAGGUGUUGACAGGGUUGUUGACUUGCAGUUUGGAUCUGAUGAAGCUGCUUAUCAUGUUAUUGUUGAACUUUAUGACAGGGGGAAUGUUGCAUUGACAGAUCAUGAGUAUACAAUCUUGACCCUUCUGAGGACCCGAAAGGAUAGUGAUGAUGUUAGGUUUGCAGUCAGAGAAAGAUAUCCUGUAGACACAGCUAGACAGCCAGAUCCUAUUCCUCCAUUAGAGAGGAUUCAAGAGAUCUUAGCUGCAGGAAAACCAGGAGAUAACAUCAGGAAACUACUCAAUCCUCAUUUUAUCUUUGGACCUGCCUUGAUUGAACACUGUCUUCAGAAUCAAGGAUUCCCUUCAAACGCUAGAGGAAAUAAUGGAUUUGACAUCCAGCAAGACAUGUCUCGGGUUAUGGCCUCCUUGUCAGAAGGAGAGCAGUAUGUGGAGAAGUCAGGUUUGGAAUGCAAGGGCUACAUCAUUCAGAAGAGAGAAAAGAAACCCACAGCAUCACAAGAUGGUGAAGAUUCAGAACUAUUGACGUACACCGAGUUUCAUCCAUUCCUGUUUAAACAACAUGAAUCACAACCAUACCUAGAAUUUGAUACAUUUGAUCAGGCUGUAGAUAUGUUCUUUCCAAUGAUGGAAAGUCAGAAGUUAGAUAUGAAGGUUCUCCAGCAGGAAAGAGAAGCAUUAAAAAAGCUGGAUAAUGUGAAGAAGGAUCAUGAAAAGAGAAUCAAUUCACUUCAAAAGAAUCAGGAACUGAAUGAAAAGAAAGGAGCACUGAUUGAAAUAAAUCUUCCUCUGGUUGAGCAGGCCCUUCGAGUGGUCCGUAGUGCAGUAGCUAAUCAGAUAGAUUGGAAGGAGAUUGACAGUAUCAUCAAGGAAGCUCAAACACAAGGUGAUCCUGUAGCAUCAGCUAUCAAAGGCUUAAAACUUGACACCAAUCAUUUCCAAAUGCUUCUCAGGGAUCCCUACAUGCAGUAUGAUGAUGAAGGAGAGGAGGAAGAAGAUGAUAGACCUCAACCUUUACUAGUAGACAUUGAUAUUGCUCUCUCAGCUUAUGCUAAUGCUAGAAAGUACUUUGUUCAAAAGAAGACAUCUCAAAAGAAAGAACAGAGAACAAUGGAAUCAUCAACAAAGGCUAUUAAGUCUGCAGAGAAAAAGACCAAGCAAGCUUUGAAAGAUGUAGCUACAGUAGCAAGUAUCAACAAAUCUCGGAAGACAUAUUGGUUUGAGAAAUACUUCUGGUGCAUCAGCUCAGAGAAUUAUAUCAUAAUUGCUGGACGAGAUCAACAACAAAAUGAGAUAAUUGUCAAGAAAUAUCUCUCUCCAGGUGACAUCUAUGUUCAUGCUGACAUACAUGGAGCUAGUAGUGUGAUCAUCAAAAAUCCUAAAGGAGGUCCUGUUCCCCCUAAGACUCUUCAAGAAGCAGGUACAAUGGCCGUGUGUUAUAGCGUUGCUUGGGAUGCUAAGGUCAUUACUAGUGCUUGGUGGGUACGUCAUGAUCAGGUUUCAAAGACUGCACCCACUGGAGAGUAUCUUACUACUGGAAGCUUCAUGAUUAGAGGUAAAAAGAAUUUCCUUCCACCAACUCAACUUGUGAUGGGUUUUGGCUUCUUAAUGAAGAUUGAUGAGAGUUGUGCAUGGAGACAUAAAGAUGAGAGAAGAGUACGAGGGACAGAUGAAGAAGAUCUGUCUUCAGUUGCUGACACAGUAGAGACUGAUAUUAUUGUUGAAGAUAUUGAGGAAGAAGAUGAUGAGGAUGAAAGUAAAGAGGAGACAGAGCAUGAUCUCCAUGAAACAGACGGCAGACAGGAAGAUACUGAAACAGACUUAACUGAAAUCAAAGUGGAACCAGAAGAAGAAGACAAUAUUGAUGGUGAAGUUCCCAAUGUGGAUGAGGAGAAUGAGGAGGAGGAUGAUGAGGAACAUUCAUCAGAGGUGAAACAGGAAGUGGAUGAUGACAAGGAGAACUUCUACCCUGAUACUACCAUACAGCUCCAUCAUGUACAGGGUGAAAGGUAUGAGAGCCAUCGUACCCGUGGAUCUAGUAUGAUGAGUACUGGUUGUUACCAGUCUGGUGAUGGUGAUAUUGAUGAAGAAGGCAAGGCUAUCAUCUAUCUAGGAGAUGAUAAACCCAUUGUUCUUGGAGGACCCAAGGCUCAACCUCAGCAUAAACCAAAUCCAAAAUUGUCUGCUAAGCAAAAGAGAGAUCUUAAAAAACAGAAGAAAAGACAGGAUGGGUGUGCCCCCAUCAGAUCAGAUGAAACCCAACCAGACACUGGUGCUAUAGCUGAGGAUGUGGAUAGCCAAGAGGAAGAAGAGGAGAAGAAUGAGAGGAUAGGAGCAGUGGAAGAUAAUGAAGUAGAAGAGGGAAGGACAGAAAGACAGAAUUCACACGCACCAUCUGUGUCAAGAAGUGUCUCACAAAACAGUACUAAUGCAAACCAACCACCAGCCAAAAGAGGCCAAAAGCACAAACAGAAGAAGAUCAAACAGAAGUAUAAAGAUCAAGAUGAGGAGGAGAGAAGACUUAAGAUGGAAAUCUUGGCAUCUGCAGGUAAUUCUAAGGAGGUCAAGGGCAAGAAAGGAAGGAAAGCCAAGCGACAAGAGGAGCAACUCAAACAAGCAUAUCAACACCAUCAACAAAGACAAAACAAGAACUCUAAACAACAUCAAGAACAGAAGCAACAUAUUAGUAAAGACAGUCAACAGAAUUCACAAAGAAAUCAUAGUAAGAGACAAGGCAUGUCAGUAUCAUCCCAAGGAGGUCAGGAGCAGGGUCAAGGGUCAGAGGUCGUAGAAGAGAUUCAAGGAGCUGACACUGAAGUGGCAUCAGAGGAGAUAGUGGAAGGAGAUGGAAUAGAGAAUGCUGGACAGUCAGAAGAAUCGUCUAUUAAGCCUGUAGUAAAGACACAUGUCUGGGAAUCUAAGAAAAGGAAAGGAACCACUGAUGAACAAAAUAAGGAGGAGUCUGAUGAUGAGAUAGAUGCAACUGAGGCCAAUUCAAGAUUGAUGGAGGAGAGUGUAUCUGUUUUAGAUACCUUGACUGGUUGUCCUGAUCCUGAGGAUCUUCUCCUGUUUGCCAUACCAGUAUGUGCUCCUUAUAAUGUUAUGAACAACUACAAAUUUAAAGUCAAGCUUACUCCUGGAACAAGCAAAAAGGGAAAAGCUGCUAAGACCUCUCUCAAUAUGUUUCAACACUCCAAGGAAACAACACAGAGAGAAAAAGAUCUUUUUAAAGGAGUCAAGGAUGCAGAUCUUUCAAGGAAUAUACCAGGGAAGGUGAAGCUGUCUGCUCCAAAUCUCAAUCAGAAGAGAAAGAAAUGAUAGGAAUUAAGGUUUAGGUAUCCACAACAUAGUCUUCCUUGUAUGUGAUAAUGUAAGAUGUAUUUCAAGAACUUAUUACCAUCUUUGCAUUAUAUUGUAAUGCAUUAAAAAGUUUGAAAUACAAGCUUGUUAAUGCAAUCACUACUCUGACAACAAAACCUUGUUUCUCAAAGAGGGAAAAACGUUUUGGAGAGAGGGAAACAUGGCAGCCAAACACUGUUUUCAAUAUGAUACUGUUCCCUUUGAAAAUGUGUAGCUGCUUCAUGUUCUAGAUAGAGAUCUUUGAUUUGGAUUCAAAUGGACAUCCUUUGGUAGAUCUAGUCAUUCAAACUUAAAAAUGAUUUUCCUAAAUAUUUGGAGUACAAGGUCUGGUAUCCCUAGUAGUGCAUGUAAUUGUUAUUUGAGUUGUAAAUC
This is a messenger RNA of Lytechinus variegatus (green sea urchin), 4036 nucleotides long. Its product is annotated as nuclear export mediator factor NEMF-like. NCBI's taxonomy places the organism in Eukaryota, Metazoa, Echinodermata, Echinoidea, Temnopleuroida, Toxopneustidae. The transcript is spliced from 35 exons. The record is from RefSeq and is a predicted model, not a curated record. Gene Ontology annotation, molecular function: ribosomal large subunit binding; tRNA binding. Gene Ontology annotation, biological process: ribosome-associated ubiquitin-dependent protein catabolic process; rescue of stalled cytosolic ribosome. Gene Ontology annotation, cellular component: RQC complex. The coding region runs from base 29 to 3622 and encodes 1197 amino acids.